AUGUCAUCACCGUGCGAAAAAAUCUAUCUUUCGCAAACCUAUCAAAACACACUUGCCAACGUAAAAAUAAUUUCCAUCAUCAAAUUGAUAUCCAUAUCGGAACAGAGAAAUGUGAGAGAGGACCACAAUUUGUUGACGAGUAAUAAUAUCACCAAACAAUUACAGAAAUUAUGUGGACAUAAAGAGGAAUUUUAUAAAAUUAUUUUGGACAAGACUAUUUUUCAUCCACAAGGAGGAGGCCAACCAUGUGAUGAAGGAGUUAUUUAUUUAAUUGUCAAAAGCUCAGAAAUAUUGUCAACAUUUAAAUUUCAUGUUAAAUUAGUAAAAUUGGAAGACGAUUUAGUUCAAAUUGGUCAUUAUGGAUGGUUUGAGAAUAGUGAUGAGAUGGAACUUUUGAAACAACAAUUACAUGGAAAUUCAAUGACCACAGGACAAAUUAGCUCGAUCGAAAAGACAAUGCAUCAUGUUGAAAUUUUGGCAAACUUGGAAAUUGAUUUGGAAAAAAGAAUUUUGUAUACAAAGAUUCACAGUGCUGGCCAUGUGUUGGAUUUAGCAGUUGUAAAUUGUGGAUACAACCAAUGGAAAUCGAGUAGAGGAUAUCAUUUUCCAGAUGCUCCAUAUUGCGAAUAUCAACAUUGUAACCAAUUACCAUCUCCAAAUGAAUCAAUGGUAACCAUAAUAAUGGAUCAACUUAACAAGGAAAUUGAAGAAAUCAUGACUUUUCAAGAUUUGAGUGUCGAAAAAACUUUUGUGCCUUACCAUGUCGAAGAGCCCAACCAAGAACUAGCUUCCAAAUUUCUCAAUAAUCAAAUUCCACCCUAUCUUCCUCCAGGACAACAUGUUCGAUUUGUAAAGUAUGGAUCUGUAGAAUGCGCUUGCUCUGGUUUGGGUUUGGGUUUGGGUUUGGGUUUGGGUUUGGGUUUGGGUUUGGGUUUGGGUUUGGGUUUGGGUUUGGGUUUGGGUUUGGGUUUGGGUUUGGGUUUGGGUUUGGGUUUGGGUUUGGGUUUGGGUUUGGGUUUGGGUUUGGGUUUGGGUUUGGGUUUGGGUUUGGGUUUGGGUUUGGGUUUGGGUUUGGGUUUGGGUUUGGGUUUGGGUUUGGGUUUGGGUUUGGGUUUGGGUUUGGGUUUGGGUUUGGGUUUGGGUUUGGGUUUGGGUUUGGGUUUGGGUUUGGGUUUGGGUUUGGGUUUGGGUUUGGGUUUGGGUUUGGGUUUGGGUUUGGGUUUGGGUUUGGGUUUGGGUUUGGGUUUGGGUUUGGGUUUGGGUUUGGGUUUGGGUUUGGGUUUGGGUUUGGGUUUGGGUUUGGGUUUGGGUUUGGGUUUGGGUUUGGGUUUGGGUUUGGGUUUGGGUUUGGGUUUGGGUUUGGGUUUGGGUUUGGGUUUGGGUUUGGGUUUGGGUUUGGGUUUGGGUUUGGGUUUGGGUUUGGGUUUGGGUUUGGGUUUGGGUUUGGGUUUGGGUUUGGGUUUGGGUUUGGGUUUGGGUUUGGGUUUGGGUUUGGGUUUGGGUUUGGGUUUGGGUUUGGGUUUGGGUUUGGGUUUGGGUUUGGGUUUGGGUUUGGGUUUGGGUUUGGGUUUGGGUUUGGGUUUGGGUUUGGGUUUGGGUUUGGGUUUGGGUUUGGGUUUGGGUUUGGGUUUGGGUUUGGGUUUGGGUUUGGGUUUGGGUUUGGGUUUGGGUUUGGGUUUGGGUUUGGGUUUGGGUUUGGGUUUGGGUUUGGGUUUGGGUUUGGGUUUGGGUUUGGGUUUGGGUUUGGGUUUGGGUUUGGGUUUGGGUUUGGGUUUGGGUUUGGGUUUGGGUUUGGGUUUGGGUUUGGGUUUGGGUUUGGGUUUGGGUUUGGGUUUGGGUUUGGGUUUGGGUUUGGGUUUGGGUUUGGGUUUGGGUUUGGGUUUGGGUUUGGGUUUGGGUUUGGGUUUGGGUUUGGGUUUGGGUUUGGGUUUGGGUUUGGGUUUGGGUUUGGGUUUGGGUUUGGGUUUGGGUUUGGGUUUGGGUUUGGGUUUGGGUUUGGGUUUGGGUUUGGGUUUGGGUUUGGGUUUGGGUUUGGGUUUGGGUUUGGGUUUGGGUUUGGGUUUGGGUUUGGGUUUGGGUUUGGGUUUGGGUUUGGGUUUGGGUUUGGGUUUGGGUUUGGGUUUGGGUUUGGGUUUGGGUUUGGGUUUGGGUUUGGGUUUGGGUUUGGGUUUGGGUUUGGGUUUGGGUUUGGG
Messenger RNA from Naegleria fowleri, 2192 nucleotides. RefSeq lists its product as uncharacterized. Gene Ontology annotation, molecular function: nucleotide binding. The record is from RefSeq and is a predicted model, not a curated record. NCBI's taxonomy places the organism in Eukaryota, Heterolobosea, Eutetramitea, Acrasida, Naegleriidae. The annotation marks the transcript as partial. The transcript has 3 exons.